This is a messenger RNA of Anopheles darlingi, 1689 nucleotides long. Its product is annotated as tRNA (guanine(10)-N2)-methyltransferase homolog. Bases 124 to 1590 code for a protein of 488 amino acids. Gene Ontology annotation, cellular component: cytoplasm. NCBI's taxonomy places the organism in Eukaryota, Metazoa, Arthropoda, Insecta, Diptera, Culicidae. Gene Ontology annotation, molecular function: nucleic acid binding. The transcript has 4 exons. The record is from RefSeq and is a predicted model, not a curated record. Gene Ontology annotation, biological process: methylation.
UCUUCAACGGCCGUCGUGCUGUUUACUUUUUUCAUCUGGCCGUCGUGCUGUUUACAGUUUACACUGUCAUUUGCAAACGCGGUUCCGGGUCUUUUCGGUGCUCUCCUCUACUUAAUCCGGGAAAUGAGUGGCACGUGGAAAAAGUACGUUUUGUGGUUUGCCCAGGAACACGUCGAGUUUCGCCAAGCGGAAAUCGCAUCCCUACUGCGGAUAUGGAAUAUUCGGAUGAACACCGAACCGAAUUAUGACCCCCUGCGACCGUUUUGGGUUGUGGAGCUGCAAAACGACGAUGCGGCAAGGAGGCUGGCCUCCCGGUCGAUGUCGCUGCGGUGCGUGUUUGAGCUGUGGGCACACUCGGCCGGCAAGGGACUGACCGCCUUCCACCAGCAGCUGCGGGAGUACGUCGUCUCGAACAGAGAGCUGCUUGCUCCACACUUCCGGGCGGACAAAACCUUCAAAGUAACGGUUGAAACGUACAACAAACAUUUCAGCCAUCGAGAGAAAGUAGAGAAGAUAGAAACGAUGAACUACCUGCCCCUGGAAGGGGCGGUCGAUCUGAAGAACCCGAACGUACCGUUUUGGUAUAUUGAGUUCUGGGGCAUGGAUCCGACCAGUGUGCCCGAGCAACCGGACGAUGUACUGUUUGGUUUAUGGAUCGCGGACGGCAACCGAGACAUGAUCAACGAGAUAUCGCUCAAGAAGCGCAAAUUCAUCGGUAAUACGUCGAUGGAUGCACAGCUUUCCCUACUUAUGGCAAAUCAGGCGCUGGUACGUAAGGGUGAUCUGGUGCUGGAUCCGUUCGCCGGGACCGGAUCGUUACUCGUGGCUGCCGCCAAAUUUGGGGCGUACGUGAUAGGAGCAGACAUCGAUUAUAUGAUCGUACACGGCAAAUCGAAACCGACACGCGUCAAUCAGAAGGUGCGCGAGAAGGACGAGAGCAUUUAUGCGAACCUGCAGCAGUACGGGUGUGGCGGCCAGUUCGUCGAUGUGCUGAUUGCAGACUUUUCACGUAGCAUUUGGACAAAAGACAUUGUGUUGGAUAGUAUCAUUACCGAUCCCCCGUAUGGAAUUCGAGAGGCUACCGAAAGAAUAGAAUUCAAAACCAAACGGAAAACGACGGUAAUGACGGAGGACGCGGUGCACUAUCCCUCUACCUCACCGUACCAACUAUGCCAGAUGUACCGUGAUUUGCUCCAGUUCUCCGCUCGUCACUUGAAGCUGGGAGGGCGUCUAGUUUGUUGGUUUCCGACGCUCAAGAAAGACUAUAGCACCGAUCUACUGCCCCGUCACAAGUGCCUCCAACUAAUAGCUGACUCCGAGCAACCGCUCUCCGGUUACAGCUCGCGUCGGUUACUCACGUACGAGAAAGUAUCCGACAGCGAGCAAGAUUUCGAUUCCUUCGAGAUGCCCGGUUCGAUAGUGGAAAACUAUCGCGAACGUUACUUUACCGAGCUAUUAUCGGACAGCGGUACACGCAAGGAACGACGCCUUGCGAUGCGUGAGGUUGGUCGAAAGGAAGCCAAGACACGCGGAAAACAGCAGCAACCUGACGGUAAGUGGCGCUAUCCGAAUCCGGAAGUCGAUGUGUGAUCCAUUCCAAUGGAAAGAGCUGGGUGAAGUUCGUUGUAGAAAUACAAUAAAUGAAAAGCAGAGGCAAAUGAAACUGGUGAAUCUGUCUGCGGUAUUUUU